This is a messenger RNA of Vigna radiata var. radiata (mung bean), 747 nucleotides long. RefSeq lists its product as uncharacterized. The transcript has a single exon. Lineage: Eukaryota; Viridiplantae; Streptophyta; Magnoliopsida; Fabales; Fabaceae. The coding region runs from base 1 to 747 and encodes 248 amino acids. The record is from RefSeq and is a predicted model, not a curated record.
AUGUUCAAAAAGCAAUACUCCACCAACCGACACGAGGAGGUUACUACGGCCGAGUUAGUCAAUCUCAGACAGGGGAAAGCCGAAACUCUUAGAGCUUUCAUGCAUCGAUACAAUCAUGCCGCUCGGAGGAUAAACGGCGCCAGCCCGGAGUUCAUCAUUAGCAGUCUACCAAAUUGCCUAAAAGCGGGUUUUGUCUCAGAAAGCCUAUAUGCCAAGUUGCCCAAAACACUAGAAGAAUUGCAACAAAAAAUGGCCAAAUUUAUCAAGAUGGAAGACCAGCAGAUCUUUUGGAAACAACAGCAUGAAGAACACCCGGUGAACGGAAACAAGAAAGAGGGGAAGCGACGGGUAGAGAGCGCCCGGGAUCAGAAACCCCCAGCGAGUCUAAACCCUAGGUACGAUCGCUAUGCGUACCUCACUGUCCCUAGAGAAAAGGUGCUGGAGAGGGCUUUGCAGACCAACCUAAUCUUUCAAAGAAGAAAAUUUCCACCUAAGAAUGUGGACCCGGCGCAGAUUUGCCGAUUCCAUAAUUCAGGAGGCCAUACCACUGAAAGCUAUCAAACUCUCAAAGAUGAACUGGAAAAGCUAAUCUGCGCCGGACACCUCCGAGAAUUCGUAAAAGAGGAAGCCACCCGCACCGGACACUCCCCCAGAAAGUCGCGGAGAAGCCCAGAGCAUGCGAAGCAGAAGGGUAACCACUCACGCGACCGUUCCCGUAGUCCCCCAAGACAUAGGUCUCAUAGCUGA